Messenger RNA from Hydra vulgaris (swiftwater hydra), 939 nucleotides. The record is from RefSeq and is a predicted model, not a curated record. NCBI's taxonomy places the organism in Eukaryota, Metazoa, Cnidaria, Hydrozoa, Anthoathecata, Hydridae.
AUCAAAGAACUUGAUUUACUUUGAAUUGUGUUUAAUAACUUUGUAAACUUAAUUAAAGCAAUGUCUUCAGCUGGUCCUUUAAUAGUUUUAUUUAUAAUCAUUCUAUGUUUUGCCGUUGGCGUAGGCGCUCUAUUAGCAGGUUGUUAUGGUAACAAGUGGAUAACCAACGAUGCAGGUUCAAUUAAUGAAGGAUUAUGGGAAACUUGCAAUGUGGUAUUUGUCAAAGUUUGUUCUAAAAGAGGUUCUCUGUUUAAGUUUGAAGAUGCCGUCGGGAAUGGUGUAGAAAAAGAUAUUAUCUUGUUGUUAUUAUUGAGCUCUGCACUCUCUGCAUUUCUGGCUUUAAUUUUUUCUAUAUCAAUGACAUGUUGUCUUAAACGCUUAUCUGCUUGGAAAUGUACGGCUGGAAUUGCUUUUGUAUUUGGAAUUAUUGCAUCUAUUGCUGGGUUCGCUGGGUUAGGGUAUUCCGAAAAAGUUUUCAAAAACGCAUGGUCUUCUGAUUUUCGACAUGGAUGGUCAUCUAUUAUAUGUUGGGUUGCAUCUACAUUAAAUUUUUUGGGUGCAUUGUUAUCAUGCUUAGUGAUUCCUUAUUCUCCACCUAAUUACCAACCUAAAAUCAACACACGUGUUGGUAAACCAAAUCCAACGUUUCAUGGUGAUAAUCAUUGGUAGAACUCGUGCCUAUGGUGAAAGUAUUUUCAACUAUUCUUGUUUGGUAAAAGCUUUAAUUGAUCUUUUUGGUCUCUUUUUGCAAAAUGAAUGAUAGUAACAUAAUAGAACUUUUCCGCUCACAAACAAGGUUGCAUUGCAUGUUUAGUGUUCGGUAAAUAACUUGCAUAAAUAUUUUAUUUGAAUUACUACUGUUAUGGAAUCGUUAUGUUGUCAAUAUUGCAAGCAUUUUUUAUGCAAGAUGAUUUAAAAGUAAGAAAUUAUUAAAACUCA